Messenger RNA from Osmerus eperlanus (European smelt), 2208 nucleotides. RefSeq names its product monocarboxylate transporter 2-like. The transcript is spliced from 6 exons. The record is from RefSeq and is a predicted model, not a curated record. The coding region runs from base 35 to 1660 and encodes 541 amino acids. NCBI's taxonomy places the organism in Eukaryota, Metazoa, Chordata, Actinopteri, Osmeriformes, Osmeridae. Gene Ontology annotation, molecular function: monocarboxylic acid transmembrane transporter activity. Gene Ontology annotation, cellular component: plasma membrane. Gene Ontology annotation, biological process: monocarboxylic acid transport; transmembrane transport.
AUCUUAAGUUUCUCUAGAUAAUUCAAGAUGACCCAUGGGACCAUAUGGCAUUUUUAACAACCAGCCAUUAGGGACUAUAGAAAAACUGGUUGGGAUAGCUGUUGCUAUACUAUUUGAGCUAAGUCUGACAACCAAUCCUACAAGUAAAAGAGAAUGUAGGGAGAUCACGUCUGCUUCAGAGGUCACAGUCAGAGCCCACGUGCUGAGUUCCCAUGAACAUUUCAGACGAUCUCUGAAUGCAAGGUGGAUCAGUCAUCAGACUGUACUGUUUCAGGCACUGACAAAGCUAAACCUUUGGAGGCAUCAUGCCUCCUGCGGCAACCACCAACCUGGAAUACACCCCUCCAGAUGGAGGCUGGGGCUGGGCUGUAGUCUUAGUGAGAUAGCAUGGGUGUCCUCAAUUAUGCUCGCUGCUAUGUACGCUGGAGGUCCUGUGAGCAGUAUACUGGUGAACCGCUAUGGCAGCAGACCUGUGGUCAUGGUUGGUGGCCUUAUGGUCGGGAUUGCAAUGAUAGCUGCUUCCUUUGGCCAUUCUAUAAUGCAUCUGUAUUUGUGUGUUGGAGUAAUCGGAGGAUUUGGCCUUGCUUUCAACCUACAGCCCUCCCUUACUAUCAUAGGAAAGUACUUCUUGAUUAAAAGGCCAAUGGCAAAUGGCCUAGCCAUGGCAGGUAGCCCAGUUUUCCUCUCCACUCUGGCUCCACUCAACCAGUUCCUGUUUGACAGUUUUGGCUGGAGGGGAAGUUUCCUCAUUCUUGGAGCCAUUGUCCUUAACUGUUGUGUCGCUGGUGCUCUGAUGAGACCAGUCAACGCAAAGAAACAACAAAGUACAACAACCUCAGCUAUCUCUAAUGGAGCAUCACCUGAGAAGAGUUCUGAAGACAACCCCAACACGCCAUCCACUAGCCUUCUUGGUGAACAAGGAGAGCCACAGAAGAGUGCCUGUGCUGAUCAAAUGAGCUCAUUUAUAGAUCUCUCUCUCUUCAAACACAGAGGUUUCCUCAUCUACCUAGUGGGUAAUGUGUUCAUGUUUUUUGGCUUCUUUGCGCCAGUGGUUUUCCUGGCCCCAUAUGCCAAACACAGAGGGAUUGAUGAGUACUCAGCAGCCUUACUGCUCUCCAUUUUUGCCCUAGUAGACAUGUUUGCAAGGCCAGGUACUGGUCUGAUAGCCAAUACCAAGUGGAUUAGGCCCAGGAUCCAGUACUUUUUCAGCUUUGCUGUAGCGUACAAUGGUUUGUGCCACCUUAUGUGUCCUCUGUUACCUGGCUACACUGGUCUGGUUGUCUAUGCUGUCUUCUUUGGUGUGGCAUUUGGCAUGGUGUGUGCCUUGCUGUUUGAGGUGCUGAUGGAUCUAGUUGGAGCACAGAGAUUCUCCAGUGCAGUAGGACUUGUCACCAUUAUUGAGUGUGGCCCUGUUCUUCUUGGCCCUCCAAUCGCAGGAGCACUGGUGGACAUCUUCAUGGACUACAAAUACAUGUACUAUGCAUGUGGUGUCAUGAUGCUCCUGCCAGGUAUUUUCCUUUUCAUCAUGAACUACUUCAACUACCAACGCCUGGACCAGGAGGAGAAGCUGAGGCAGAGCCAGGCUGUGGACAUGGGGGCUCCAAAGAUGUCUGUUGUGGAGGAGGGAGAAGGGGAAAGUCAAAUGAGCCAAGAAGUCUGAAUGGCUUGUGUGGAGUGCUGAAUUUCCUGGGACUAAACACUGUACAGGUUAAUACAUUUUUGUCUGUCUGGGAAGAAUUUAACAUAUUGCUCAAUAGCAAAGGUUUGGCUAUAUUAUCAAAAUAUCUCCUAAAGCUGUACAGGAUGUGUGUUUUUGAAAAAUGUUGUCAGUUUUUUUGUAUACUGAUGUGUUAAUACAUUUGAGAUACUACUUUUCACAUGUCAAAAAGAAUGAAACGAUAAAAUGUGAUCAUCCAUGAAAUGAAACCAGAUCAUUUGAUAGUACAAGCAGGUUGUUGUAUAAAGGCAAACAAAUGUAUUGUAUAUUUAUUACCAAUAGGUGGUGCUAGAGAUUGAUCCUCCAACGAUAACUAGAAACACUUCUUUGCAUCUCUACAGACAUAUAAAACAACCUCACUGUGUGUAAAAGACUCCCAUAAGGUAGGCUUCCGUAGCCUGCAGGCACCAAGUGUUGAGUGAUGUGAUGAUAAUAUUGUGCCUGGACCCAUAAAACUGCAAUAAGAGAAACAAAUUAACGUGUUAUUCAGA